CAACGCGCCGCUCGCCCUCGCGAUCCGCGCGGGGCAUAUAAAGCCUGAUAGCGCUACGUUCCUCGCGUGAAUCGUUCCUUGCCUCCUACCCCUGCAUUCCCUUCCCUAACCUUUUGCCCUCGAUUUCACCCGAGCACGACCGCGACGAUGCCCCUCCUCACGGCGCGUCUGGCGCACUUUGCGCGUGCAUCUACCUCCAGCUCAUUCACCUCUACUUCCUUCACCACCCCCCUCACCCUCGCCCGCACCCUCGCGACCAUCUCCUCCACCCCAUCCUCUCCCACCUCUCCCUCCUUCCACAUCCCCGUGAUCGACUUCAGCAAGUUCCGCGCCGCGGCGACGCCCGCGGAGAAGAAGGCGACCGCGGGCGAGAUCGUCGGCGCGCUGAAGGGCGCGGGGUUCAUGUACCUCGCGAAGCACGGGAUACCCGAAGCGACGGUGGAGCGGGCGUUUGCGGAGAGCAGGGGGUUCUUUGGGAUGCCGAGGGAGAGGAAGGACCGGCUCGCUUGGGCAGACCCGCGGUCGAACCGUGGCUAUGUUGCUGUAGGUCGGGAGCGCGUGACGCAGAGCCAGGACGCGGCAGCCAUCGCGGCGAUGCGUGAGAAGGCGCCGGACUACAAGGAGAGUAUGGAGAUCGGCCGCGACUGGGACUCCGUAUGGCCGAACCAAUGGCCAACCGAUGAGGAGCUUCCCACCUUCAAGCCGUUCAUGCUGCAAUUCUUCCAGACGUGCCACGAGUUGCACAUGGUUGUUAUGCGCUCGAUUGCUCUCGGCUUGGAUCUGCAGGAGGACUUCUUCGACGACAAGAUUGACAAGCAGUGCCACAACCUUCGCCUGCUGUCUUACCCGCCUAUCAAGCGGGCAAUUUUGGAUAAGGACACCGACCAGGCCCGCGCUGGCGCGCACAGCGAUUACGGCACCUUGACACUCCUCUUCCAGGAUCAAGUAGGCGGCCUGCAGGUCCAGAACCCGCACACGGGUGAAUACCUUCCGGCGACGCCCAUUCCGGGCACGAUCGUCAUCAACGUCGGCGACCUGCUCUCGCGAUGGAGCAACGACGUCCUGCGGUCGACCCUCCAUCGCGUCGUUGCGCCGCCUGCGCAGGCGAUCAGUGAGACGGAGGCGAUGACGCCGGCCAGGCAGUCGAUUGCGUUCUUCAGCAAUCCGAACUUUGACGCAGAGAUUGAGUGCCUGCCGAAUUGUGGGACGACGCCGAAGUACCCGCCGGUCAACACCGAAAAGUACAUUGUCGGGCGCCUGGCGGAUACCUAUGUUUGAGGGAUCAGGGUAGUUAGGACUACGCGAUGUAUACUUGGAUUAUGGGCAUAGGAACCUUGCACAGGGGCUGCUGCUGCCCGGAUCGCUGUUGAUCGGAUAUGCGACGCGUCCUGGUCACGACACCGCGGUUGUGGCGUUGACGUCACGUGUCGGCGUCUGAUGGGCCAUCGGAGGCAUAAAAAUGGGCUGGUAGUUGGUGUCCG
Schizophyllum commune H4-8 is the source of this 1481-nucleotide messenger RNA. Its product is annotated as Clavaminate synthase-like protein. Lineage: Eukaryota; Fungi; Basidiomycota; Agaricomycetes; Agaricales; Schizophyllaceae. The record is from RefSeq and is a predicted model, not a curated record. Gene Ontology annotation, molecular function: dioxygenase activity. Bases 148 to 1278 code for a protein of 376 amino acids. The transcript is spliced from 7 exons.